AAAUCUGAAGAUGGAGAGAAGGCAGAGGCAGAGACUUGUAGCGCGUACAUGAUAUAGUAGCUCUCCUUGUGAGUUUGAUCGGCGUAUCUCGUCCCUUCGGUGACGGUAAACGAAGAGGAAUGUAUUUCCGAGUACGUCAUUUACGAAGGCGACACCGUUUCGGGAAAUUUCGUCGUAGUUGACCACGACAUCUUCUGGGGCUGAUCACCCGCUGCGAUUUCACUGUGACAUCUCCUGCCGGAAAUGUAGUGCACACUUUGACUGGGACAUCUGGGGAUAAGUUUGAAUUUAAAGCUCCACGAAGUGGAAUGUACAAGUUUUGUUUUCGCAAUCCCUAUUCAACGCCAGAAACAGUUUCUUUCUACAUUCACGUGGGCCACAUUCCCAAUGAACAUAACCUUGCCAAAGAUGAACAUUUGGACCCCAUUAAUGUAAAAAUUGCUGAGCUGAGGGAGGCUUUGGAGUCUGUUACAGCUGAGCAGAAGUACUUAAAAGCACGUGAUGCUCGACAUCGUCAUACAAACGAGAGCACAAGGAAGCGUCUUUUAGGCUACACUAUCGGAGAGUAUGUUUUACUGGCUGCUGCUAGUGCACUUCAAGUCGCAUAUAUUCGCAGUCUCUUUAGCAAGUCAGUUGCAUACAACCGGGUUUAAGACAUGUUAUCAUCAUUGUCUGUUUUAAAACAAGAGGAUGGAUGUUAUAGACAGGUUUAGGAAACCUUGUGCAUUCUGUAUGACUAAAGAUGUGUUGGUUUAUACUAUUUAUUUUUCCAUAAAUUUAUAGAAUGAAUUUUUGAA
This is a messenger RNA of Pistacia vera, 797 nucleotides long. RefSeq names its product transmembrane emp24 domain-containing protein p24beta3. The record is from RefSeq and is a predicted model, not a curated record. The transcript has 4 exons. Gene Ontology annotation, cellular component: COPII-coated ER to Golgi transport vesicle; endoplasmic reticulum-Golgi intermediate compartment; endoplasmic reticulum. The coding region runs from base 309 to 653 and encodes 114 amino acids. NCBI's taxonomy places the organism in Eukaryota, Viridiplantae, Streptophyta, Magnoliopsida, Sapindales, Anacardiaceae. Gene Ontology annotation, biological process: Golgi organization; endoplasmic reticulum to Golgi vesicle-mediated transport; intracellular protein transport.